Molecule: messenger RNA, 1206 nt
Organism: Heteronotia binoei (common prickly gecko)
Lineage: Eukaryota; Metazoa; Chordata; Lepidosauria; Squamata; Gekkonidae
Gene: NAA10
Product: N-alpha-acetyltransferase 10, NatA catalytic subunit
Exons: 8
Coding region: 375-1097 (240 amino acids)
Biological process (GO): N-terminal peptidyl-glutamic acid acetylation
Cellular component (GO): NatA complex
Molecular function (GO): protein-N-terminal-glutamate acetyltransferase activity; protein N-terminal-serine acetyltransferase activity
Source: RefSeq, a predicted model, not a curated record
GAGGCAUGAAGGGAGGGGGCCUGACGUCACGAAGUAUCCCGGACGAGGGCGGAAGAAUCAAACCAGCCAAACGAGGCGAAGAAGAAAAAGAAUAAACCAGUCCGUCAUUGGUCAAUGGAUUCCGCUUCGGCGCGUCUGAUUGGAUGCUCAGGAUCCCUUGGAGGCGGGGAAAUUGUAAUUUUUUUCUACCUCAGCGACAGAGGGAAGAAAUGCAAAGGGCCAUAUCGGGAUUGGAUAGGACGCCGCGCCACUUCUUCGCGGGGAUUGGCUGCGGCGCUGAGACGGACGCGUUCCAUUCCCCGCCCCGCCGCCGGAGCCUUUGAGCCGUCGCGUGAGCCUAGAGGAGGGCUGCUGCGGACCCCGCUGCCGUCGCCAUGAACAUUCGAAAUGCGCGGCCCGAGGACCUGAUGAAUAUGCAGCACUGCAACCUGCUCUGUCUGCCGGAGAACUACCAGAUGAAAUACUACUUCUAUCAUGGACUCUCCUGGCCACAGCUCUCGUACAUCGCAGAAGAUGAGAACGGCAAGAUUGUGGGCUACGUGCUGGCUAAAAUGGAAGAAGACCCCGACGAUGUCCCCCAUGGACACAUCACGUCCCUGGCAGUCAAACGCUCCCACCGCCGCUUGGGUCUGGCCCAGAAGCUGAUGGACCAGGCCUCGCGAGCCAUGAUCGAGAACUUCAACGCCAAGUACGUCUCCUUGCACGUCCGUAAGAGUAACCGGGCCGCUCUCCACCUCUAUUCCAACACUCUCAAUUUCCAGAUCAGCGAAGUGGAGCCGAAAUACUACGCUGACGGGGAGGACGCUUACGCCAUGAAGCGCGACCUGACCCAGAUGGCUGAGGAGCUGAGAAGGCAGCUGGAGCUGAAGGAGAAGAGCAAGCAUUCGGUGCUGGGCUCCAUCGAGAAUAAGGGCAGCGACCAUAAGACCAACCAUGUGAGCGACUGCUGCAGGGACGAGAAGUGCCCAGGGGCCAUGGUGGGCGGUGGGCCCGGGGCGGAAGACAGCGGCGACAGCAAGGACGUCAGCGAAGUCAGCGAGGCGACGGAGAGCACGGACGUCAAGGACAGCUCAGAGGCCUCCGACUCCGCCUCGUAGCCGGGGGUGGCAACCGGGGGUUCCGUGUCUGCCAGGGGGUGGUUUUCUGCAGUUGGGUAGCGGGCCAGGCCCUGCCAAAAGGAUUGGAAUAAAGCUUACAGAACCAGAA